AUGUGUGGCGAGAGCGAACAAGGAGCACUUCUGGCAGUUGGCAUGGUCACAGGAUCCCUUUUCAUCGUGGCGUUUUAUUCGGGAUGUGUCGUCGCCGCUCUGAAGAUUCCAUCGUGGAGCUUCCAGCGGAAGAAUGACUUAGUCAUGUGCUUCCGGUUCUUGACCUCCAACUUCAGAUUGAAUCGCUGGUGGUUUGGCUUGCUGGUGAUGGCGCGAGGAUUUGGUUUUGGCCUGAUCAUCGUGAUCGCCACCGACACUCCAGCGGCACAGACCAGCCUGGCCACACUAAUCCUGGUGGUCUAUGGUUUCCUUCAAGCCGUGAUGUGGCCCUGGAAAGCCCAGCUGAUCAACGUGGCGGAUGUGCUCUUGAGCUCCCUGAUGCUGUUGUUGGUGGGCCGCACCAAGAUGAAGGAAGUCGUGGUGGCCAGCAAUCACAACGGCUGGAACUUUUCUCGAAUCUUUACGCUGAUGCUUCUGAUUGCGAUUGCCAUCACCAUCAUUCUGAUGGUCGCAGCAAGUCUGUGCGUAGCUCGGUCUCAACCGAAAGAAUGUGAAGAGCUCAGAGAGCGGUAG
This is a messenger RNA of Cladocopium goreaui, 573 nucleotides long. The record is from the annotation of a GenBank genome assembly. NCBI's taxonomy places the organism in Eukaryota, Dinophyceae, Suessiales, Symbiodiniaceae.